This is a messenger RNA of Penicillium soppii, 714 nucleotides long. RefSeq names its product Zn(II)2Cys6 transcription factor domain-containing protein. Gene Ontology annotation, biological process: regulation of DNA-templated transcription. Gene Ontology annotation, molecular function: zinc ion binding; DNA-binding transcription factor activity, RNA polymerase II-specific. The record is from RefSeq and is a predicted model, not a curated record. Bases 1 to 714 code for a protein of 237 amino acids. The transcript has 2 exons. Lineage: Eukaryota; Fungi; Ascomycota; Eurotiomycetes; Eurotiales; Aspergillaceae.
AUGGAUCUCUCUGCACUUCGAAGUUCGGGCAUAACCAAAUCAAACAGGCAAGGUCGUCGACCAGGUAAAUCAGCCUGCACGGCCUGCCACAUCCGCAAAAAGCGAUGUGAUGCUGCCCCGCCACACUAUCAAUGCACAUUCUGUCGCAAAGAGGAUCAAUUGUGCAUACCCCGUGACUCAGUUGAAAGGCAUACCCGGGACCGGAUUCUCAACCGCAACCCCAAAACAAACCUCACCAGUUGCACAAUAGAUAAUCAAAGCCACAAAGAAAAAGUUGCUCCUGUACCGCUAGGAAUCGACCACGAGAUACCCCGCUGGAGUGCGUUGUACUCGUGCUACUCGGAGAUGCAGCGGUUGCUGCCCCCUUCCGUCUUCCCGUCUCCCUCCCCUUCGCCCGAGAUCGAGAUCGAGGAAGGCAAUCCACCCGCCUCGUAUAGGUCAAAUUUCAAUGAGAAAGAGGCACCGGCCCCGGAGAUGAAGUCUGCAAAGCCCCAUCCACCUGGGCUGAAAGGUGGCUGUGCUGAUGAAAGUCAUAUGAAGAGAAUCAACAAGCCAGCUUUGCAGACUCGGAGUGUAUCUUCACCAUCUCGGGGACAGGUAUAUUCAAGGCAGACAUUGAGCGCGGCUGAUAUUAUGCACGGCGAGAGUGAUAGAGACAUUGGCAUUGCCAAUGAUGUUUUUAUGAACGACCUUGAUGCAUUGCUUAGAUUCUGA